AUGGAUCGCAUAGCACAGCAAUAUCGUAAUGGCAAAAGAGACAAUAACGGCAAUAGAAUGGCUUCUUCCGCUAUAUCGGAAAAGGGCCACAUACAAGUCAAUCAAACUAGAACACCUGGUCAAAUGCCCGUCUAUAGAGGUGAAACUAUAAAUCUGUCUAACCUUCCCCAAAAUCAAAUUAAACCGUGCAAAGAUUUGGACGACGUUAACAUACGGCGGAACAACUCUAAUAGGCAUUCUAAAAUACUUUUACUAGAUCUGUGCGCUGGCCCCAAUACCAACUCAUUUUUAGGCAAUACCAAUGCUAAGGAUAUCACAGUUUUAUCGUUGCCGCUACCCAGCACUUUGGUGAAAAGGUCGAACUACCCGUUCGAGAACUUACUAAAGAAUUACCUUGGAUCUGAUGAAAAGUAUAUUGAGUUCACAAAGAUCAUCAAAGAUUAUGAUAUUUUCAUUUUCAGUGAUUCGUUUAGCAGAAUUUCGAGUUGUUUAAAGACAACUUUUUGCCUCAUUGAGAAGUUUAAAAAGUUCAUCUGCCAUUUUUUUCCAUCUCCUUAUUUGAAAUUCUUUCUUCUCGAAGGCUCUCUGAAUGAUAGCAAGGCCCCCUCAUUAGGAAAAAAUAAGAAAAAUUGCAUCUUGCCCAAAUUGGAUUUGAACUUGAAUGUAAACUUAACUUCAAGGUCAACUUUAAAUUUAAGAAUAAACAUACCUCCACCCAAUGAUUCAAAUAAAAUAUUUUUACAGUCUCUGAAAAAGGAUCUAAUUCAUUAUUCUCCUAAUUCUUUGCAAAAGUUUUUCCAAUUCAAUAUGCCUGCUGACUUAGCACCUAACGACACGAUUUUACCGAAUUGGCUAAAAUUCUGCUCCGUAAAAGAAAAUGAAAAGGUAAUAUUAAAGAAACUCUUUAACAAUUUUGAAACUUUAGAAAAUUUUGAAAUGCAAAGAUUAGAGAAAUGCCUGAAAUUCAAGAAAAAGCCUUUACAUCAAAAGCAGCUAUCACAAAAGCAGAGGGGUCCGCAAUCCACGGAUGAUUCAAAAUUAUAUUCUUUAACUAGUUUGCAACGACAGUAUAAAAGUUCUUUGAAAAGCAACAUACAGAAAAAUCAAAAGCUAAAAUUAAUUAUACCAAAAAACAACACAUCUUCUUCGCCAUCACCAUUAUCUUCCGAUGAUACUAUAAUGUCACCAAUAAAUGAUUACGAACUUACUGAAGGAAUUCAGUCUUUUACUAAGAAUAGAUAUUCUAAUAUCUUACCUUACGAACAUUCAAGAGUAAAGUUACCUCACUCCCCGAAACCACCUGCAGUUUCUGAAGCAUCCACAACCGAAACUAAAACAGAUAAGUCAUAUCCGAUGUGUCCCGUAGAUGCAAAAAACCACUCCUGCAAACCGAACGACUAUAUCAAUGCGAACUAUUUGAAGCUCACGCAAAUUAAUCCUGAUUUCAAGUAUAUUGCUACCCAAGCUCCGCUUCCUUCUACGAUGGAUGAUUUUUGGAAGGUUAUUACUUUAAAUAAAGUUAAAGUAAUAAUAUCAUUGAAUUCUGACGAUGAAUUGAAUUUAAGAAAAUGGGAUAUUUACUGGAAUAAUCUGUCAUAUUCCAACCACACUAUCAAACUUCAGAACACCUGGGAGAAUAUUUGCAAUAUUAAUGGCUGUGUUCUCAGAGUCUUUCAAGUCAAGAAAACAGCUCCACAAAAUGAUAAUAUCAGUCAAGAUUGUGACCUUCCGCAUAAUGGUGACCUUACUUCCAUUACCAUGGCUGUAUCCGAGCCGUUUAUUGUUUACCAAUUACAAUACAAGAAUUGGUUAGAUUCAUGCGGCGUAGAUAUGAAUGACAUCAUUAAACUACACAAAGUCAAAAAUUCGUUAUUGUUUAACCCGCAAAGUUUUAUUACAAGCCUCGAAAAGGAUGUUUGCAAGCCUGAUUUGAUAGAUGAUAAUAAUAGUGAGUUACAUCUCGAUACAGCAAAUUCAUCGCCACUAUUAGUCCAUUGUUCUGCAGGGUGUGGAAGAACAGGUGUUUUCGUUACCUUGGAUUUCCUACUAAGUAUUCUUUCACCUACAACAAAUCACUCAAACAAGAUUGAUGUUUGGAAUAUGACUCAGGACCUUAUCUUUAUCAUAGUGAAUGAAUUAAGAAAGCAAAGGAUUUCAAUGGUACAGAAUCUAACUCAAUAUAUCGCUUGUUAUGAGGCAUUAUUAAAUUAUUUUGCCCUGCAAAAGCAGAUAAAGAACGCGUUACCUUGUUAA
Molecule: messenger RNA, 2253 nt
Organism: Saccharomyces cerevisiae S288C
Lineage: Eukaryota; Fungi; Ascomycota; Saccharomycetes; Saccharomycetales; Saccharomycetaceae
Gene: PTP2
Product: tyrosine protein phosphatase PTP2
Exons: 1
Coding region: 1-2253 (750 amino acids)
Cellular component (GO): cytoplasm; nucleus
Molecular function (GO): protein tyrosine phosphatase activity; catalytic activity, acting on a protein
Source: RefSeq, marked reviewed